Homo sapiens (human) is the source of this 1478-nucleotide messenger RNA. RefSeq names its product transmembrane protein 217B (gene TMEM217B). The record is from RefSeq and is marked validated. Gene Ontology annotation, cellular component: membrane. Lineage: Eukaryota; Metazoa; Chordata; Mammalia; Primates; Hominidae. Bases 690 to 1202 code for a protein of 170 amino acids. The transcript has 3 exons.
AGCUCGCUGUUCGCUUCGCUGCCUGACAGCUGCCCUGCCGCCACCAGGCAGUCCCAGCUUCCCCAAACCAGUCUUCUGGCCUCUGUGGCGCCCCAGGCCCGCGGGAUUCAGGGAUUAGGAUCUGGAAGGGUUUGGUCCAAUCCCCUAUCCCUCUCAGCGUCCUGGGCUCACCUCCCCGGCAGCUUAGCGCUCCUCUUCCAAAACUGCUUGCUGUUCUCAGCGGCCAUUGCUCUGGCCGGGGGAAGUCCUUGUAGGCGGGCCAAGGGUUUGCCCGGCGAGAUGCCCCCAGACCCCGCAAUCUGAGGGCCAACCCAGGCCGCUUCCCCGCCGCCGGUCACCCGCUCCCAGCUCCUGGGGACGCCAUCUUGGAUGUGGGCACCCCUCCACCCAGCACCGCUGCCAUUGGUGAGCUGCGCAAGCCGUGGACGGGCCGACCAAUUGGGAGCCGGAAUCCUGCAGGCCGCUGAAGCCGACCGGUAACGUCAGGGGCUGGGCACACAGGUGGACGGGGAAGGCGGAGCUUGGACGAGCCGAGAGGCGGGGCUCAAAGUUCCUACCCGCGAGAGGGAAGAAGCAGCUUCCACACUAGCAUAUUUACCUGUCUGUCUCCAGUGCCAAGCUCAGCCCCCAGCACCUGUAGAUACACAAUAGAUGUCUGCUGAGAGGUGCUCUGGUAAAACAAGUAUAAAAUGAAUGUCAGGAUGUUCUCCCUCAUGGUGGGCAUCUUCUCUGUCCUUAAUACCACCCAGUUCUUCAUCUUUGACCUGAACCAGAAGACACACAUUUGCUAUGAGGCCAAGUUCAGCAUCUACGUGGACUCAAAGUCGGAGCUAGUCACUUGGACCCUGUUCCACAGGGCUAAUAUCAGCACUGGCCUCUCCCUCACCACCAUCAUCAUCGGCUGCUUCCUCUUUUAUUGUAUCCACAAGAAUAUCUACAUGGGGCUGCUGAUCUAUGCCAUGUGGAUCAUCACUUACGAGCUCAUCAACUUCUCCAUAGUCCUGCUCCUCAACGGGAUCAUCAAAGAUCACUUCAAGACGCUGAGUUAUUUGCACUGGAUCUUCCAAAUCUCACACAUGCUCCUGCACUUUUUCUGUCUGCCCUUCAUCGUCAAGCAUGCAUACAACCUUUACAAGGAAUCCCAGACUGUGGGCAGGAAACGCCGCCACAGGCUCUGCUCCACCAUUGCAGUGAACUCAUGACUACCUGUCCGUCUGGGAAUGUUGUACCGGAAGUUAAACUGAACCAUGCCAGAUGCCAGGAAAGGUGGGAGGGAAUGGUGUUCCUCAACAAUGGAACCCUCCCUACCCUGCCUGUCUUCUGUUGAUGCUGCUUGGUUUGUCAGGGCUUUUGAGUUUUACGCACUGAGGAAUGAUUCUCGGGAGAGGGCAGGUUGUGCGGAUCAAUUAUUUUACAGAUGUGUUGUGUGACUUGUUUUAGCAGUUAAUGAUAUGUGGCCUUGUGCUUACUUAACCAUC